AUGUCGUCCUCCACUCAAAAGUCUCCUGUCAUCGUCAUUACGGGCACUCCGGGCACAGGCAAGACUACCCAUGCCGAGCUCCUCGCGCAGGAGUCUCUCAUACCCUUGAAACACAUCAACGUCGGAGACAUGGUCAAGGAGAACGGUCUUUACGUCGAGUUCGAUGAGGAGUGGCAGAGCUACACUGUUGACGAGGACAAGCUCCUCGAUGAACUCGAACCACUCGCCUCCGCAGGGGGCAUUAUUCUUGACUGGCAUACCUGCGAGAUCUUCCCAGAGAGAUGGGCAGACCUCGUGGUCGUCUUGCGCUGCGACCACACCAAACUCUGGGAGCGUCUCGAAAAGAGAAAUUAUCCCUUGAAAAAGAUCCAAGAGAACAACGAGGCAGAGAUCAUGGAAGUAGUCCUCGAUGAGGCCAGGUCCUCCUAUCCUCAGGAGAUCGUCGUCGAACUUCGCAGUGAAGGCACCGAAGACCUCGAAUCCAAUGUUGCCCGCAUCGUUCAAUGGAUCGAGUCGUGGAGGAAAGACAGAGAGGCCUAG
Epithele typhae is the source of this 540-nucleotide messenger RNA. RefSeq names its product P-loop containing nucleoside triphosphate hydrolase protein. The record is from RefSeq and is a predicted model, not a curated record. Gene Ontology annotation, molecular function: ATP binding; ATP hydrolysis activity; AMP kinase activity. The coding region runs from base 1 to 540 and encodes 179 amino acids. Lineage: Eukaryota; Fungi; Basidiomycota; Agaricomycetes; Polyporales; Epitheliaceae. Gene Ontology annotation, cellular component: nucleus; cytoplasm. The transcript has 3 exons.